Acanthopagrus latus (yellowfin seabream) is the source of this 2274-nucleotide messenger RNA. Its product is annotated as cell death-inducing p53-target protein 1-like. The transcript is spliced from 6 exons. The record is from RefSeq and is a predicted model, not a curated record. NCBI's taxonomy places the organism in Eukaryota, Metazoa, Chordata, Actinopteri, Spariformes, Sparidae. Gene Ontology annotation, molecular function: zinc ion binding. Bases 47 to 667 code for a protein of 206 amino acids.
GCAGCUGACGAAAAAAGGGCGGUCUCCUGUCUUUUCAGCACCCACGAUGACUUCUUCAGACAGUGAGCUGAGGGAAAUAGUGAAAGAGCUGAAACAUCUUUCGUUCAAGAGACAACAACUUCUGGAAAGGAGAAAAAUCCAGUGCAUAUUUCAAGAAUUAAGGAUACGCGCUGAAUCUGGACAAACAGAUGAAGUUCCCUCGAAUCAGCCUGAGAUUGACAAUAUUGAUCAGCAACUGAAAGGACUGAUUGAAAGGAAAGAUAAACUCCAACAAAGUUACCAGAACAUCCUUUCUGCCAAAGAUAAGAAGGACAAGAAUGGGGUUGGUUUAACUUCCAAUGAGAGGAUUGUGUCUGGUCCUGUUCCUGGUUCAAAUAUUUUCUUUGUUGAUGCUCCACCUACUUUCCCUGCUCCUACAGUGAUUCUGGACUUGGAAAAACUCCCCGCGGCUCCAAGCAGGACGCAGUGUCCAGAGUGUCAGGAGUUCAUCGUGACAGAGACUUUUACCUCCGUCAGCAGUGUGACCUGGAUGGUGUGUUUAAUGACAGCUCUGAUCGGCUGCGUCGCUGGUUGUUGCUUCAUUCCCUUCUGCGUUGAUAGGUUCAAGUCUACCACACACAGAUGUCCUAAGUGUCGAACAUCAAUCUGCACCGUUAAAACCCUCUGAGAGGAAAGCAGCUGGUGAGAACUUAAAGCUUAAACUGUCAAGACAUCAGACACUGACCGGAUGGUGAAGUAGUACUUCAGCAGCAUGGCUCCCUUGCAGAGUUUAUUGGUUAGAGUUCACUGUCAUCGUUAAUCACUCCAUUGUGCAGGAACUGAACUGAAUAACAAUAGUAGAUGGAUAAUGUUUGUCCACUGAAUCAUUUGGAUUCUAUCACUUUGGUUUUAAAGGAGCCCAUGUCAGAUCAUGCGGUUUUCACUAAUAUAGUUGAAUGUACUCUACAUGUAAAUGCACUUUUAUUAGAUAUGUACUUAUUAGAUUUUUAGGAUUUAUGUGUAUGGAAGUAGAUCUGAUCAUGACUAACAUGUUUCCCCUCUGUUCAACGGUGGAUGUUUUUACUUUCUGAGAAGUUGAGAUACCAUACUGGCGAGAAGGUGAACUAAGUGAUUUUGUUCUUGUAUAAAACUAUUGGUGAAUAAUGUAUUAGACACCAAUGUAAAAAUGUAAAAGGUAACAUGGUGUACAAAGUAAAUUCAAUUUUAUUUUUAUAGCCCAACAUCACAAAUAACAAAGCUGUUUUAAGGGGUAAAAUGAAAGAAAUGCCAAGAAGAGCACCAGAGGACAGAGAGACAUGCAAUAGAUAUCUUGUGGACAGAAUAGCACAAUUACAGCAUUUCAGGAUGGCAAAAAGUAGACAGAUCGUAAACAUACAUUGUAUCCGGGAGGACGUUGAACAGCUUCUAGGUACCAUCAAUCAGACCUGAGCCAGACAAGCUCCUCUCCACCUUGGAGACCUGGAAACAGACUGAACAUACAUUCAGGGAGCAAAGCUCCAGCACAUCAUUCACACAGAUAGUAGAAAAACAAACACACAGGAAGAGAGAGCAUUGACACACAUCAGAGAGAGAGAGGCUGAAUCUCUGGCAUGACGAAGUUCUGGACGCAAAACAUCUGAGAAGAGGCACCAACAGCCAGGGGACAGAAGUCAGUCUCCAGAUGGCCAGCGGUCCUGCACAGACAAGCCUGAGAGAAAAGAAAGGACAAGAGGGUGAAACUUUUUUUUUUCCAGAUGAAGGGAGCCUAAUAGGAAAAGUCUGGACAGCCAGCUGACUUCUCUUUCUAUCUUGAGGGUGACACUAGCCCUGACAGCUUUAACUAUAGCCUUAGUUAAAAUUCCAGACUUUUAGUACUAUCGUGCCUGAAAACAAACUCUGUCGUAGUUUGCUGAGAAAGUGAAAGCCAUCAAGAUCACAGACUGCUUUCUCAAGCUGAUAAGAUUAAUAUGUGGCCAGCAGAUGUCACUAGACUCACUACAGUACAACUGUAAUGCAUGAAGGUUGUUACACUAUGGUGGGAGUGAGUAACACACAGGAGCGGUGGUUCAUGCUGAUGGAUAUUAUUAUUUUUCUGUAUGUGUCUUUAUGUCUGUUGUCACACUGUGAUGCCAUGCUUACACUUCCUGAAUAAACUAUUCCAACAAGUCUCAAACUGAUCUUGAUUUUAUAGUUGUCAACCCUUGAAGAGUCGAUCGAUCAGUCAACGAUUUCUCAUUAUUCAUUUGGAUAAAGUCUCGCCAGAGCAGAGCAGGUGACUUUCAUGAUUGGUUGCCC